Messenger RNA from Lactuca saligna, 1310 nucleotides. The record is from the annotation of a GenBank genome assembly. Lineage: Eukaryota; Viridiplantae; Streptophyta; Magnoliopsida; Asterales; Asteraceae.
GUGAUGUGAUGUUCUUACAAAAAUACCUACACAAUAAUUAAAAAAGCUCUUAAUUAAAAUUUAUGAAUUAAUAAUUUUUUGAGAAAGCUUGUCUUUGAAAAGAAAAAGGUUUCUAUUAUAUAUAUAUUUUUAAAAUUUUCUACGAUUUUCUCUUUAAUAAAAUAACAAAAUUAUAUUACCUCUAUCAAAUUUCAAUAGUUAUCAUAAAAAGCUUAAUUAGGUUGUACGGUACAAGUCGUUUAGGAAGUGAAGAAAGAUGAAUCGAAGUGAUGAGUCAUUUGGACGGAGAUUACUUGGCUGCGUUUAAGCUAUCACAAGUGUCUCUCAAAUUGGCGGCGAUCAUGAAUCAUCCGGUGACUAUCAUAAUCAACUAAAAAACUCGGUUUCUGCUCAGAAGGCGGUGAACAGAAAAGGAAGAUAUGGAGGAUGCGGGAAAGAAGGUAGUGACGGAAGGAGUUGACUGCAAGAUUCCGGUGACGGAAGCGUGGAUAAGGAAGCACCGUUUGCUUUACGACGGCGCCACCAGACACCCUUUUAUCCGCAGUAUCCGUGACGGAUCAGUCGAUUUCACUUCUUUCAAGCGAUGGCUGGGACAGGAUUAUAUAUUUGUGAGAUCAUUCGUCCCGUUUGUAGCGAGUACAUUAGUGAAGUCCUCGAAGGAAUCCGGCGAUGGUUUGGAUAUGGAAGUGAUUCUCGGUGGGGUGGCGUCUCUAAACGACGAAAUCAAUUGGUUCAAGAACGAAGCUUCCAAGUUUCAUGUUUCUCUCACAAGCGUCGUCCCACAAAAACCAAACAUCAAAUAUUGCAGGUUUCUGGAGAAUCUAACAAGUUCAGAAGUCGAAUACCCAGUUGCAAUUUCAGUGUUUUGGGCCAUUGAGGUUGUGUAUCAAGAAAGCUUUGCUCAUUGUCUUGAAGAAGGGAAUAUGAUCCCAGAAGAACUACAAGGGACUUGUGAACGAUGGGGGAAUGAAGGUUUUGGAACAUACUGCAAGACUUUGAGGGAGAUUGCUGAUCGUUGCUUGCAGAAAGCGUCGCCUGAGGUGAUCUCGAAAGCAGAAGUGGCUUUUUUAAGUGUUCUUGAAUAUGAAGUUGACUUUUGGAAUAUGAGUGUUGGAGAAGCGUGAGUUAUGUGAAAAAAGUGUCUGACCUUUAAAAACUAUGUUAAGUAUGUUGAGUUAUUACUGUAUUAAGAUAUGUAUUAAUGUAUGAUUAACCUUUAACAAAUCGCUAUUAGUAAUUAUGUGAUUAUAGAAUUACAUUGCAAACAUGAGAACAUUUUUUAACUUUUUCUAUGUAACAUGAUUUGAAAG